This is a messenger RNA of Lemur catta (Ring-tailed lemur), 520 nucleotides long. It is a transcript of the gene C4H2orf15, whose product is annotated as chromosome 4 C2orf15 homolog. The transcript has 2 exons. NCBI's taxonomy places the organism in Eukaryota, Metazoa, Chordata, Mammalia, Primates, Lemuridae. The record is from RefSeq and is a predicted model, not a curated record. The coding region runs from base 94 to 369 and encodes 91 amino acids.
AUUCCUGUUUUUGCCAGUAAUCAAGUUAAAGAAACGUUUCCACUACUUAAAAAGAUACUUUCACACUACCUCGAUAUUUGUUCAGCUAUUCCAAUGGGAUUUUCACUUAGUAAAUCUGCUACUCAGGUAUCUGCCAUGCAUGGGAAUUCAAAAGUGGAUGAUCACUUAAGGCAAGGGACUGAGAAAAGCAGGCUGGAACCAGUUACUCAGUUAUUUCAAAACACCAAGAAGAUGAGAUUAGAAGACACAAACCAAGAAAACUUUACAAGGAUUGAAGGGACUGGCACAGGAUCUCUUUCAGAGAAAGCCUUGGGCUCGGUAGUAUAUGUUAUUGAAAGUGAUGGAAUAGAAAUGACAGAUAUGGAAUAAAGUAAUUUGUACAUAUUACCAAAGAAACCAAAAAUUGCUUUUGAUUAAGAGGUGGUGUUGAAUAAGAACUUAAUCUUAUUAGGAAAACCUAACAAAAUGAAGGAAGAUUAUUGCUUUAUUUUUCACUAUUUAUAAAUCAUCUUAGACUGCA